Protopterus annectens (West African lungfish) is the source of this 1674-nucleotide messenger RNA. RefSeq names its product WD repeat domain 4 (gene WDR4). Gene Ontology annotation, cellular component: tRNA methyltransferase complex; nucleus; cytosol. Bases 66 to 1274 code for a protein of 402 amino acids. The record is from RefSeq and is a predicted model, not a curated record. The transcript has 11 exons. Lineage: Eukaryota; Metazoa; Chordata; Ceratodontiformes; Protopteridae. Gene Ontology annotation, biological process: RNA (guanine-N7)-methylation. Gene Ontology annotation, molecular function: tRNA (guanine(46)-N7)-methyltransferase activity; protein binding.
UACGUCUUAAAAGCGCAUCGACUGUAGUUUCCUGCAGUGAAACCACGUGAAUAGUUCUCAGCAGAAUGGCUAAACUGAGAAUACGUGGAGAUGUUGCUGUUGUGAGCAGUGGCAGUUCAUUUUUAGUUAAGAGUUUUACAGAGAACAGUGACAAAAGCCUGACAUUUACAUAUGACUGCAGCAGGGCAGAGAAGAAACCUCAAGAAAAUACAGGAGCGAAUGAAUCGGAAGACAAAGGAAGUGAUAACAUUUUAGCUUUUGCCUUUUCUGCUUCUGGAACGUAUUUUGCACUAACAGAUGACAGCAAGAGAUUGAUUCUUUUCCAUGUCAAGCCUUCUUGGGAAUGUAUUAGUGUCAGGUUUGUAGUUCGAAGAUGCACAGCCCUUGUUUUUACUCAUUCAGAAGACCAGGUGAUUGUUGCAGACAAGUCAGGGGAUGUAUAUUCCUUUUCACUCUUGGAGCCAAACAAGGCUGGUGAACUUUUGCUGGGCCAUCUCUCUAUGUUACUGGAUGUGACAUUAAGUCCUGAUGAUAAGUACAUUGUAACAUCUGACAGAGAUGAGAAAAUUCGUAUUACCUUCUUUAAUGCCCCGCACAUUAUCCAGUCAUUCUGCCUUGGACACACAGAGUUUGUUAACAGAAUUAUUGUACUUUCAAAUUAUCCCACUCUACUUCUGUCCUCUUCUGGGGAUGGGACACUUAGGCUUUGGGAAUAUGAAUCAGGAAAAGAGGCAUCCUGUUUUAAUCUCGGUAGUUACAAUGAACCAGAGUCUGCAGGAAAUAAGAAACAUCUUGCACUGUCUGCAGUCGCAUACUGUGAAAAUGGGAAUUAUGUUGCAGCUCUUUGUGACUGCCUUCCACUGGUGCAUCUUUUACAGUUGGAUGCAGAGUGCCGAACAUUGGUGUGCAAGCAGAAAAUCUUUCUGGAACAUAGAGGGUGGGACAUUGCUUUUGACAAACUUUCUCGGCUUUGGAUACUUCAAGAGGACAAGGACACGCCAGUUAUGUUGUACAGGAUCAUGGAUGGGACAUGGCAGAAUGCUAACAAGGAAUCUAGAGUGAAUGAAAUGGUGGACCUUGUACGUGACAACUGGGAUAUGUUUCAAGAAUCUGUUGGUACAGAAAAUUGCUGUAGUAACCUCUACAAGGUGACCUUUGACAACAUGAGCACUUACUUGCAAAAGAAAGAAGAGAGAACUUCUCAGAAACAGAGCAAAAGAAAAGGACAUCAACCACAUGAUAGUAAAGGUGCAAAAAUGAACAAACUAGAAUAGAGUGACAUUUUCCGUCAUCAGCUUGACUUAAGGAGCAAGUGAUUUUAAAUUAAUUUCAUUCUUUGGGAUGCUUUAAGUAUUUUCUUUUUUAACCCAGAGUGCCCAGUGUUCGUUACUGGUCUUGAUAAAAGAAAGAUAAAAGAACAACCUGUGGCAUUCAACUUUAAAAACUCUUGGACUGAGUAGCAUUAAUUAAUUUCAUUCUUUGAAAUGUUUUAUGAACUGCUUUAGACACUGUGAGGCCUACCUUUCUCUUUAUUGAAGGGAAGAUGGUCUUUAUUGUAUAUAUGGAACUGAAUGAAGACAGAGCUAAAAGACAGUACAGUAAAAUCACCUGUGUAAAGUAAGUUAUGUAUUUGCUGGAUUUGUAAUGUCAUAAAGCAUUUGUAUUUGCUCUUCA